This is a messenger RNA of Scophthalmus maximus (turbot), 1769 nucleotides long. RefSeq names its product potassium voltage-gated channel, Isk-related family, member 4 (gene kcne4). The transcript has 2 exons. NCBI's taxonomy places the organism in Eukaryota, Metazoa, Chordata, Actinopteri, Pleuronectiformes, Scophthalmidae. Gene Ontology annotation, cellular component: membrane. The coding region runs from base 201 to 773 and encodes 190 amino acids. Gene Ontology annotation, molecular function: delayed rectifier potassium channel activity; potassium channel regulator activity; transmembrane transporter binding. Gene Ontology annotation, biological process: regulation of ventricular cardiac muscle cell membrane repolarization; potassium ion export across plasma membrane; ventricular cardiac muscle cell action potential. The record is from RefSeq and is a predicted model, not a curated record.
UCGUUUUUACAAUCGGUCCCUGUCACGUGACUCGUGAUGACAGUCCAGACUCUCUGUAUAAAUAACUUCAUCCAUCUGUUAGAGCUGCCAAACUCCAGAGGAGCUGCAGGAAGACACAGGCUGAACCGGUUCACAUGAGACUCGGCUCUUCACUUUGCGCAACUAUAAGACCCCCCGCGUAGGUUGCACUUGAAACUAAAAUGGAACUUCUGGAAAACUCCACAGCGCCGCACAAACGCCUCGUCCCGCAGACGCAGAGCAGCGCGAACUCCCAGGCGGCGGACAAAGGCGACGGGAACGCGUACCUGUACAUAUUGGUCGUCAUGGGUUUCUACGGGGUCUUCCUCUGCGGCAUCAUGCUGGGCUACUUCCGCUCCAAGCGCAGGGAGAAGAGGAGGGUGAACAUCUUCACGCGCCUGGUGCACGAGGAGGAGGAGCGGGAAUGGGGCGCGCUGCCCAAGAAGCACAGCCUCACCUUCGCCCCCGCGCCCGCCGCCGUGUCCGGACUGCCCCCGGUGCAGGGGUCGCUGCCCUCCUGCGGUUACCACGGCGACCACUUGGGCCACCUCCGCCGCGAGGACGCGCCGCCCUCUCCGCUGGCGUGCGCGCUCUGCACGGAGCAGAGCAGCGUCAGCUCCCUGUGCUCCUCCGCGGACACGCGCUUCGCCAUAGAGGAGGAGUCGGACAGCGGCACGGCGGAGGACCCGGGGGUGGAGAACGCGAGGGCGGGAUCCAAGAACGGCGGGGACGAUUCAGGCUGUACUCCGCCCUGAGAAUGCGUGGGUGUCAAUCCUCCGCGGCCAAAAACAGAGGAGAAAAAACAUCAUCUGGAGGGAGGAGAUCUGGCGGCUGUGAAACGUUUUUCCACAUCACAGAAGCCCCCGAAACAACCAGACCACAAAUCCUCUGUUUGGCAUUAACAAACAAAAAUCCAUAUUAUCUGCAGAUGAUCUGCAGAAAAGACCAGGAAACAGUCAAACAGGACUUUGUGGCCAGUGUGACGUGUUUUAGAUCUUUGUCCAGGUCCCAUAUCGAUACUGUUUCUUUAUUUAGCCUUUAUUCUAAAUUAUUAGCAAUAACAUAAAAAAAACUGACUACACUUGUCUUUUUUCUAUAAUCAAUGUGUAGGUAUAAGUUAUCGGUCAUUACGCGAUGAAUCACCAGCCUGGUCAAAAAAGAAAAACACUUGAUUUCAAAACAGUCAACACAAUCAAAUGUGGAGGUGUUGAUAAAAAAAAAACAUAAUACGAUGAUAAUACAUGUAAAUAUAGUGUAAAUAAUUAAAUCCACCAGGUGUACAGAAGAAUGAAACAUAUUAAGAUGAAUCCAGUCAAACACAUUUAUGAAAGUAUUGCACAACUGUGACUAUGCCUCAUCUUGGUGGUGACCCCGCCUCCUCCUGAUGCCACACUGAGAAGCCCCUGGCUGGUUUGGACUGAUGACUCACCCUGCAGGGGACUGAGAGAGAGAGAGAGAGAGAGAGACUGGCUUUUCUUUAUUUUUCUUUGUGGUUGUUUGGACUGAACUUGACUUGCUCUUGCCAUCAUGGUCUCGAGUGUUGAACUGUACCUGGAACCCACUUGAACGACUGAACCGAAGUGUGUGACAGUGACACGCUGUUCACACACAAGACGAUGAUGUAGGUUUUACUUGAAGGAAUGAAAUGCACUGUGCAUAUGGUUUGUAUUUGUCACUCUGUAAGGCUUCAUUUAAGAUGGACUCUUUGUAGUGUUUCAGAUUAAAAAGAAAAAAAGAUGCUUUUGAAUUAA